AUCCGCCAUCCUCGGGUGCGCGCGCUGACCACCGAAAGCCGCCGUGAUCCUCGCAUCAAUCCGGACCGGGUCGCCAGACUCGUCUCCGGAGUAUAAAAUCGAAGGCCGAACCUCCCUGUUCCCAUGGAAAGCUCCUCCGCCGUACCCUGCCCCUCUGCUCGACUCCACCGCCAUGGCUGCAACAACCCGCCGGAUGCGCGCGCUCUAGCUGGGCACGACAAUGGCCUUCCAACCACCUCGUAUCGCUCGGGCAUAUAUGACCCAUGUCGCUGCAACUCCGUGCCCUUGGUUCAAAUGGAUCGAAGUUGACUCCUUGCGCGUGGAAGGGAGCAUGAACGGAGAAAUUGGGUGCGGGCGCCGCAGUCGAUUCCGCCUGUACACCAUCGGAAGGUCUAUGGGCCAUGUCUGGGAGCUUCCUUGGGCCGCCGCGGGGGUGCUCGUCCAUCAUCUCGGGCAUGUGCGACGGUCGGCGAGCAGCAAUCUCUCGUCGAACUUCGACACCGCCGCACUUCCGCCUAUCACCGUGGCCAGAAAACCUCCUGCAAUAAUCCUCGCGGUGAGGUCAUGAGGAUCUGAAGAAUCACCCUGGUAACUGGA
Molecule: messenger RNA, 597 nt
Organism: Zea mays
Lineage: Eukaryota; Viridiplantae; Streptophyta; Magnoliopsida; Poales; Poaceae
Exons: 2
Coding region: 221-568 (115 amino acids)
Source: RefSeq, a predicted model, not a curated record